This is a messenger RNA of Fusarium proliferatum ET1, 921 nucleotides long. RefSeq lists its product as uncharacterized. Gene Ontology annotation, molecular function: hydrolase activity. The record is from RefSeq and is a predicted model, not a curated record. Lineage: Eukaryota; Fungi; Ascomycota; Sordariomycetes; Hypocreales; Nectriaceae. Bases 1 to 921 code for a protein of 306 amino acids. The transcript is spliced from 3 exons.
AUGACAAGUCGCAAAGAAUAUAUCUUCAAAGUCAUUAAUGACAUCCCAAUAGCCGCUGAUGUAUACUUUAGGAAGACCACGACCUCUUCGAAGCUUCCGAUAGCAUUGCAUUUCCAUGGCGGGAACUUUACGGUCGGCUCGAAACAAAUGCUCUCACGGGACCAGUCCGAAAAGCUGUUGGACUUGGGCUUUGUGGUUGUAUCUGCCAACUACCGGCUUGCUCCCACCGUUACGGUCUUUGAAGGAGCAGUCAAAGAUGCACUGGACGCAUAUGAAUGGUCACGGACCAAGUUACCUGGACUCCUCCUUGAAGAUGCUCAUAUCAAAGCUGAUGGAUCUCGGAUUGUGACCUUGGGUCAUUCUUGCGGCGGCACCUUGGCCCUUCUGACCGCCAGUUCACUAGCCCCGCCUCGCGCGAUUCUCGACAUCUACGGUAUCAAGUACCUCGCGGAUUCGGUAUUCCAUACACCUCUACCUGCACCUCCAGGCGCCGCUGAGAUCGAUCAAAACUUCGCAAGCCAGAUCUGGAAGGAUGACCAGCCUCCCACUUCAGCACCUCCUCCUGUUGGGCCGAAAGGGCCCAACCUGGGCAACUACCGUGUUGCCUGGAUGUUUGAUCAGCUUGCUAAGGGAACACAGUUGAAGAAGGUCGUGGGAGAUGGCGACUACGGCCGUAUAGAUCCCGCUUCGCUGUUUUCCAAGGGAGAAUUCCCUCCCACAGUCUUUAUCCAUGGCACUGAAGAUAGGUUGGUGCCGGCGAGGCUAUCACAGCGGGCACACGAUAAGCUCAAGAGUAACGGUAUCGAGACGGAAUUGUUCCUGGUGGAAGGAGGACAGCACGGCUUUGAUGACAUCGGGAGGCCCGAGAAUGCACUUGAACUUUUGGGAAAGGGUUUUGAGUUCCUCAAGGCCCAUGUCUGA